AUGCAGGGUGUUGAAUCAUCAAGAGAUACUGAAGCUGUGCUCGAGGCUGAACAUUCAUGGGUUAUGAACGUUGAUGGCUCGAGCAAUUCCGACGGGUGUGGGGCUGGGCUGAUCUUGGUCAGCCCCGAGGGCUUUCGCUUACAAUACGCCCUGAGGUUCAAGUUUCCAGCCUCCAACAAUGAGGCCCAGUACGAAGCCCUCCUAGCCGGACUCCGAGUCAGCAAAGCCAUAGGGGCAAACCGACUGAAAGUACAGAGUAACUCGCAACUGGUCGUCAACCAAGUAAAUGGCGAGUACGAGGCCAAGGAUGAAAGAAUGGUAGCAUACCUGAGCCGAGCCCAAGCACUGAUCUCCGAGCUCAAACACUUUGAGAUGAUCCGAGUGCCGAGGCAGGAGAAUGUCGUGGCUGACUCUUUGUCAAGGUUGGCCGAGGCUAACCUCCCAAAUCUGUGCCUGUCGGUCUACAGUGAAAUUUUAGAGAAGCCCUCUUUAUAG
Messenger RNA from Telopea speciosissima, 495 nucleotides. RefSeq lists its product as uncharacterized. Bases 1 to 495 code for a protein of 164 amino acids. Gene Ontology annotation, molecular function: RNA-DNA hybrid ribonuclease activity; nucleic acid binding. The record is from RefSeq and is a predicted model, not a curated record. Lineage: Eukaryota; Viridiplantae; Streptophyta; Magnoliopsida; Proteales; Proteaceae. The transcript has a single exon.